Messenger RNA from Helianthus annuus (common sunflower), 1428 nucleotides. RefSeq lists its product as uncharacterized. The transcript has 3 exons. The coding region runs from base 1 to 1428 and encodes 475 amino acids. The record is from RefSeq and is a predicted model, not a curated record. NCBI's taxonomy places the organism in Eukaryota, Viridiplantae, Streptophyta, Magnoliopsida, Asterales, Asteraceae.
AUGUUAAAUGUUGAUGAAUUAGUGUCUGAGCAAGCAGUUAAUGUGGAAGCUGAGAAAGAGAAGGUCAUUGAUGAUGUUGAAGGUGAUGAUGUCAAUAAAAGUACAACAAGUUCUUCGAGUUCUUCUGAUGAAGAAAUAGAUGAGACUGAACGUCUAAGAAGAAUUCAAGAAGCUACAGAGAAAGAGAAACAAUUAAGGAAGAGGAAGAGACAGGAGAAAGAUGAUGCUGCCUAUGUCCCAUCACCUGAACACGUUUCUGAAUCUCAAUCACCUUCGAGUGGUAAAAAGAAAGCAGGUGCAAGAAAAAGGAUUGUAUCUCCGAAAAUUAAGAAAGUUACCACGAAGAUUACAAAGCCGAAGAUUGUUCUGAAAAAGAAGUCGGCCAAAGAACCCAGUCUUCACAUUCCUCCGGAUAAUCUUGAAGAUAUUGGAGAUUUUGGCUUUGCAAACGAUGAACAAGUUAAGAAGCUAGAAAAGAAGAUGGAUGACGUGUUAAAUGAAAACAAAGUAGUUGCAGCAGAAAGCAAGAAAGUUGCUGAACAUGAAAAAAUUCUCGAAAUGCGCGUGAAGAAAUUAGAGUCUGACAACAAGGCAUUGUUAAAGAAGAUUGAUACAGAUCAGACUGAGAUUGAUUUCCUGAAAGUACGAGUGGCUGAGUUGGAAAAAGAAAAGGCUCGCAGAGAUAAGCAGAACAAGUAUUUCGAGAUGAAAAACAAAGAGCUUGAAGCUGCAAAAGCAUUGAAAGAGCACAAGUUCUACAUGUUGAACAAAGUUGUUGAGAAUAUGCUUGGAACGUCGAUUGAGCAAAGAUUCGAAGAAAUACUAGUUGAAGAGCUUAUGGCUAAACGCCAAGCUGAGAUUGAUGGACAGAUGAAAGAUAAGGGAAAGGGUGCUGAAAGUAGUGUGGCAAUUGUUCCAUCCUUAGUAAUUGAAAAUCCAGUUCCUAUAUCUUCCGUAUCAGCAAUCUUUGAAGAACCUGAAGAUGACGAUGAUGAGAAAGUCUUUUCGGCUAGCAGUCAUGGUUCUGAUAAUGACGAUGAUGAUGCUCAAGGUGGUAUGGGAAUUAAAGUAACUGAAGCUUCCAAUGAAAGAACUGUUGAUGAUUUUAUGAAUGAUUCUGUGAAUGAAAAGACAGGGGGACCUGAAGGAAAGGGGGAGUCUGGUGAUAAUCAGAAUGUAAAGCAUGUUGAAAAGUUAAUCUUGAGAUUAGACACUGAUAUGGAGGAAGGUGAACACAGACAUACGUAUUCAUUGGAAGAGAUUAAAGAAAUGACACGUAUGGUGGAUCCUGACUUCAAAUUUGAUUUUGAGGAAGAAUUAAAUGCAUUUGACAUCAACCACCAACCUGAAUAUGAGUAUAAGUAUGUAGAGGAUGCUGAUAUGUACGAUAGGGUUAAGUUGAAGAUUACACAGAUGAUGAAAGUGUAA